UUAGCCCAUCGCUACUUUGCGAGUUGCGAAUUUGUUGGAAUUUUGUUUUUCUCUCCACAAUUAACAAAACAUUAAGCAAUUACAAACUAAGCUACAGCUCAGACAAGGAAUCUCCAGGCUAGUUACAGGUCUACCCCAAGAAGAGGACCAGAUAACCAGCAGCAAUCAGGCCAAAUGCCGUACAUUAUCAUACGGGGGAACUUAGCCUCCUACAGCCACAAAUAUCCAUGGCGAGUGCUCGUCUCCGGAUUGAAAGCUGACGACAUCGAGCAGUUGAACAAGUUCUCUUGCGGCGGCUACAGUGACGAGUCCACCAUUGUCUACCUAGUGCACCCUUGUCGGAUUCUAUCGGCGCUGGAAAUCCUGGGAUUUCGCGUGGUGGCCAGCUCUUCGACGGCCGUGAAGCAGGACUACAACGAGUAUAUGUGGACGAUGCGCAAGGAGUUCGACGAGCCGGAACCCCUGGAAGCUGAGUCCGUGGUGCGAGAGAACCUAUCGAAUAUUGGCCGCGAGGCAGCCAGUUUAGGCAACUAUCACAAGGUGGACUCGCCCGAAUAG
This is a messenger RNA of Drosophila biarmipes, 558 nucleotides long. RefSeq lists its product as uncharacterized. The record is from RefSeq and is a predicted model, not a curated record. Gene Ontology annotation, biological process: negative regulation of biosynthetic process. Bases 175 to 558 code for a protein of 127 amino acids. The transcript is spliced from 4 exons. NCBI's taxonomy places the organism in Eukaryota, Metazoa, Arthropoda, Insecta, Diptera, Drosophilidae.